GUAAUGAAGUUGCGGUCUUUAAGUAAGGAAGAGGCAGACCGGGGUAUUAAUUAUUGAUAUUUUGCAUGAAAAACUAAUGAUAUCGUAUUAUUAGGGUUAAAUCUUGCACUCAUCCUAAGCAUAGAUAUAAGAUUGAGACCAACGCAAAGGAGCAUCAAUUGACAGGUAUUGUCAUUACGCAUCCCAAAUGUAAUAUUGUGAUUGUGGAAGGAGGGCCUAAAGCAAUCAAGGCAUAUAAAAGACUCAUGUUAAGACGUAUCGACUGGAACGAUAUGCCACCACCAAAGAAUUUAGUAGAAGAUGAAACUGCUAUGGACGUUGAUAAUCCCGCACCUUUUGGACUUCCCGAAGGCGAGGAGAAUAAAUGUUUCUUAGUAUGGACAGGUGCGGUUAAAAACAGAUCAUUUAAAAAGUUCACAUGGCGCUCAUUCCAAAGUGAGAAGAUGGCUCGUGAAGAAUUGGGUAAAUGGAAUGUGGAGAACUACUGGGAUGCUGCCUUGUUAGCUACGGAUGAAGAACUGGCUGCAAGACAACCACAGCUUUAAACAUAACAAUAAAAAAUCUAUUUUGACGAUUUCAUAUCCCGUCCCGGAUAGUGGGGGGAGAAGGGGGAGUUUUAACUUGGAGCAUAGGAAGUGCUGGGAGAA
Mucor mucedo is the source of this 647-nucleotide messenger RNA. RefSeq lists its product as uncharacterized. Lineage: Eukaryota; Fungi; Mucoromycota; Mucoromycetes; Mucorales; Mucoraceae. Gene Ontology annotation, cellular component: U4/U6 x U5 tri-snRNP complex. Gene Ontology annotation, biological process: mRNA splicing, via spliceosome. The transcript has a single exon. The record is from RefSeq and is a predicted model, not a curated record. Bases 246 to 545 code for a protein of 99 amino acids.